Engraulis encrasicolus (European anchovy) is the source of this 2233-nucleotide messenger RNA. It is a transcript of the gene adm2a, whose product is annotated as adrenomedullin 2a. Gene Ontology annotation, biological process: adenylate cyclase-activating G protein-coupled receptor signaling pathway; positive regulation of heart rate; regulation of systemic arterial blood pressure. The record is from RefSeq and is a predicted model, not a curated record. The transcript has 3 exons. Gene Ontology annotation, molecular function: hormone activity. Gene Ontology annotation, cellular component: extracellular region. Lineage: Eukaryota; Metazoa; Chordata; Actinopteri; Clupeiformes; Engraulidae. The coding region runs from base 250 to 807 and encodes 185 amino acids.
AAGAACUUGAUCUUGACCACGUCGCAGUUCGUGGGAGGGAAAAAAAUCACAAGAGACUUUAACAGCUUGGCAGUAUCUCUUCAUUACCGACUUGCUGUAAAUUAUAGCCUAGUGAUCGUCUGCCACAAACCCAAAACACAACUUUUGGAGGGUGCCGGUUGCACUUCGGAUUUGAACUUUCACUGAGCAAGCCUCCUCCUAUUCCAGGGGUGUGUGUGCGCGCUGUGCGCACCAAAAAGAAGUCCCGCAAUGCGCUGCCUUCUGCCGGUCACCGUGUAUUGCAUCAGCCUCUUCACCCUCCAGCAGCUGCUCGCUUUGCCACUCGCCAACCGGCCUCAGCGCAGUUUGGAUAUCCUCCUGGGCAGACCUUCACAGCAGCUGGAAGGGACCAAGGUCCGGGAGGAGGAUGCUCCAUCUUCCUCCUCCUCUGCUCCUUCCUCCGAUGGCGUCCAUGAUGCUGACUCUGUCCAUCCCACACUGAGCCCUGCUUCUCUCUGGAGGGUGCUCCUGGUCAAAGGUGCGCCUCUCACCGAAACCGGGGUAGUCGCGGUCACCGACAACUUACCGUCCCCCAUCGCUGACACCGACAUCAUGGAGCCCAAGCGGAGGGGUCGUCGUCAAGUCAACGGGGGGUCGCGGGGUCACCACCCACACCUCCACGGCCACCCACAGCUGAUGCGGGUCGGGUGCGUUCUGGGCACGUGCCAGGUGCAAAACCUCAGCCACCGCCUCUACCAGCUGAAUGGCCAGAUGGGCCGAGACGACUCGUCACCCAUCAACCCCCGCAGCCCGCACAGCUACGGAUGAGUUGCCAUGGUUACCCUACCGGCAACACAAGCGACAAUGCUCGCUAGCCUACCUUCGACACUUGCUUACUAUAAGACCAUGACAUCCAAACUCUCUUUGAUAAUUCUUUAUCUAUAGUUGGCGUUGUUGCUUUUUUGUUUGUUUUUGUUUUGUUUUGUUUUGUUUUUUGCUUUAAUCUAUUUCGUAUUGCAUUUAAAAGCCUUUCGCCUUAGAGGCUGAUGUAGUCCACAGUUUAAUCCCCCCAUCCCCCAAAGCAAAGCCCCCAUCAGUUUCUCUGUGGGGUCUCCACUGCCUUUAGGAUGGCUGCUACGGUCUUACUUUCCAUCAAUGACCGAUAAGUGACUUGCCAAGACUAGACUCGACAUUAACAGCAUGAAUCAAUGCCCGCUAUUCAGCCACACACACACACACACCCCCAUACACACAUCAAAACAAACCCACCGACACUUCCCAGGCCACAGGGGUGCAUCUGAACUGCCACACUAAUCCUGUUAACAUGAGCCUAAAGGCUUCUUAACCUCCCUGCAUCACCCCCUGUGCUGGACUGAACCUUGUGAUGCUGCUGAUGGGCCAUCGUCCCAUCCAGAGGCCUCCCGUGGCCUCAGAUGCCUGUCGGUUUCCCCUUGACUGGUCCCAUGGAUGGCUCUUUCAUCUGGAGCCUGGCUGGAUUGGUGGAGUGAUGUUGUGGAGUGGAGGAGUGGAGUGGAGUGGAAGGAUGUGUUGGACUGGAGGGGUGGAGGUCUGUGGACGAGAGUCGUGGAAGGUUGAGGGUGUGGUAGAUAGGGGUAACAUAGGAUUCAAGGUUUUGGUUGUGGUGGAGAGAUGGAAGCUGGACUGGACUGGACUGGACUUGGUUACUGAAAUGCUCCCUGAACUCGUUCACCUCUCCCAGGCUGCUCAACACCUACUCGGCCUUGCACAGGAGCCUGUUCAGCAGCGGGCCACCCAGCGGGGCCACACAGCUCAUACACUCAUCCACUGGCCAAAAUCAUCCUUCCAUCUCUCCAUCCCUUCUUCCUUCCUAACUAAAAGAAAAGAUACACCAAGAGUGGACUGUGGCUUUAUAGUCAGCCAAUCAGCAUUUCUUUUCUUUUUUUUCAAUUUGGCAGUCAUUGCUACUGUACCAAGAGCAGAGUAUUCUCAGUGGUUUUAUUUAUUUUCAUGUUAUGAUAUUUUAUUUAUUUUAUUUAGCAGUCAGUGCUUUUGUCUUAAGAGCACAGUAUUCCAUGGGUUUGAUGAGUAUAUUCCACCAGCCCACCCACCCUAAAUGUGUGUAAUGUGCACUCACAUUUGUUGAUAAUGGGGACCUAAUUGUUAUCACACACACUCACAUUAGGUACAUUAUGGGGACUAAAAACCAGAGCCUCACAAUUCAUGACUUCAGUACAAGCAGUCAUUCAUAUGGAACUCACAAAUACACACACAC